Medioppia subpectinata is the source of this 2453-nucleotide messenger RNA. NCBI's taxonomy places the organism in Eukaryota, Metazoa, Arthropoda, Arachnida, Sarcoptiformes, Oppiidae. The record is from the annotation of a GenBank genome assembly.
CCAUGAAUGCGAUGGCAAUGCAGUCAUCGGUUGUGCCGAUGAAUGGCUUUCAGUCGACGCCAACGGUUCCGUUGAGUCGUUUGAUUGAGUUUGCGAUUCAGCGGACAUACCAUGAGUUGUCUGUUUUGGCGGAUCUGUUGCCACGAAAGACAGAUAUGGAGAGGAAGAUAGAGAUCGUGUCGUUCGCGAGUCGGACGCGUCAGCUGUUUGUGCGGCUCUUAGCGCUGGUCAAGUGGGCCGGAAGUGCCUCCAAAGUGGACAAAUGUGCGACAAUUGUCCAAUUCUUGGACCGACAGUCGGAUCUGUUUGUGGAGACGGCGGACAUAAUGGCAAAGAUGUCGAGAGAGACGUUAGUGUCGGCCCGACUGCCGAGCUUUCAGUUGCCGUCAGCCGUAGAAGUGCUGACUUUAGGCACGUAUUCACGUCUUCCGACUGUAAUCCGCGAUCGUAUCGUCCCUUCGGAUCCCAUCACUGCCUCCGACCGAAAGGCAACACUCCUUCGUCUGAAUCAUAUAAUCCAACAACGAUUGGUCUCAACAGCGCUUCCGUCGCAGAUGAAGAACCUGAAGGUGGAGUCGGGAAGAGUGGUGUUUCAUGUGGAGCACGAGUUUGAACUCUCGCUGACACUUAUGGGAGACAUACCAUCGCUUCCGUGGAGAGUCUUAAACGUGAAGAUAUUGGUUGAGGACAAGGAGACGGGCGGCGGUAAAGAUCUGGUCCACGCGUUGCAGAUAAUGUUCUUACAACACUUGGUUCAGUCCAGACUCACAGACAACUCGAGACCAUUGAUCGAUGUCUACAAUUUGUUGCAUUCGUUUUGUCUGAGUCUUCAGUUGGAAGUGCUUCAGACUCAGGCCAUCCGCUUAUGUCACGAACGGUUAGACGACUUCAUUCGCAUCGAUGAAUACUCGCCGGGAAAUCGUUUAAUACUCUCGUAUUGGAGAGAACACAACAGAGAGGAGAAGGGAUACAAACUCUGUGUCCAAAUAGAUUCGGCUCAACCCUCACGACCUCUUCAAGUGAUACAUUUUCCAGAGCUCGAGACCAAAGACACUGUCCAGACAUGCGAUGCCAUCAAAUCGGACUACUUUUCCAUCGAAAAGAUAUUGAUUCAAACGACUUAUGAAAGAGCGAAACAAAAACUCAUUCAAUUGAAGAAAGAAUUUGACGACAAGAGUGUCGGCCUAUCAGUACUUUCCGGCUCUCCGUCCGUACUUCAGGUAUCGUUUCUUCAGCCGUGUAUGACAUCCGAGCGCUUAUUGAUUUCAGUGGACACUCUGACGGGCAGUUUUCUGACACACAUUCCUCAGUUCGAAGAAUGUCCUAUUGUUGACGACAUCCAAAACGUUAUCAACAAGAAUACCGCUAAAGUGAUCGCACUUUUGAGACAAUUGAGGAUUUGGUUGACGUGUCAGAGAUGUCGCAAAACAGUGGAAUCACUUCCCGUACAUGUGGUCGAAAGUCUUCCGUUUCCGACCGCAUAUUCUCAUCCAUUUUUGGCCAUAAAGUCGCAGAAACUUUACUAUCGAUUUGGCAAACAUUACAACAACUGUUUGGUCACUGUUUUCGGUGAGAAUGAAGUGCAGAGCGAAAUAGAAAUCGAUUACUAUUUGCUUUACGUCUCGCAAACCUCGUCGACGAGCGUUGAAUCGAGCGUUCAGUUCGAUGUGGACCUCCCGAAGCCUUACCUUCAGAUAACAAAGGCAUUAAAGCUCGACAUUUCAAAUAUAUUGAGACAAUCGUUCUCUUCUGAGGACAAUAUGUUCUAUGUCGAUCUCCCGAAGCCUUACCUUCAGAUAACAAAGGCAUUAAAGCUCGACAUUUCAAAUAUAUUGAGACAAUCGUUCUCUUCUGAGGACAGUUGCGAUCGAAACGGCAAACGAAAGAUAUGUUCCAACAAUGAAGUGAAGAAAAUGGCCCGAAACGAGACCACAGGCUAUUACAUCCCAGACUUAGCACAUGUGGUCAGCUUUUGCGAAGAGAAGUUGGCCUACAGUUCACUAUCACAUGAACUGCAGAAGCGGUCGAUAUGUCAUCAAAUAUUGCAAGACUCUGACGGUUACACACAUUUCAUAGAUAUUGUAAAACUGUCGCAAUGUUUGCCACAAACGAGUGCCGAGUAUUGGGACAAAUUACAGGCCGACACUCUUAGCUCAACCAUUAGACUCCAUGGAAAGGGAUCUAAGGUGUGGAACGUAGUGCUGGCCUUCUGUAACCCUCCCCUCCAGACAUUGGCGGCCAAAGAGCACGGCUCCAGACGUGUGCUUAACCUUCCGUACGAAUACGCCAGCGGUUCUCAAACUCAUCUCAAUAAAAUGGUUGACGAAUUACUCAAUGAUUGGUCAGCCAUUGCCCGACUCUAUGAUGUGAUUAAAACAUUUGCCGCAAAUUUGCAAAACAACAAUCAGUUGAACACUUUGUUUGACAUCAAAUCAUUUUCGCUAUGGAAUCAA